This is a messenger RNA of Eimeria acervulina, 1977 nucleotides long. RefSeq names its product dihydrolipoyl dehydrogenase protein, putative. NCBI's taxonomy places the organism in Eukaryota, Apicomplexa, Conoidasida, Eucoccidiorida, Eimeriidae. The transcript has 5 exons. The record is from RefSeq and is a predicted model, not a curated record. Gene Ontology annotation, cellular component: mitochondrion; oxoglutarate dehydrogenase complex. Gene Ontology annotation, molecular function: dihydrolipoyl dehydrogenase (NADH) activity; flavin adenine dinucleotide binding. The coding region runs from base 1 to 1977 and encodes 658 amino acids.
AUGAAGAACCGCUGGGCUCUAUUAAAGACCUUUUGCUGCGCUGCUGCGGUGUAUGUACACCUCGUGCUGCACUUCUCUCUCGGCUUUGUGCAUCCCUCAAGCAAAACCCUCUCUACUUCUUCUCAUAUAGGUGUUGCUCCUGUGUCUCCUGCUGCUGCUGCUGCAGCAGCAGCAGCAGGGCCUCUCUCCGCUGCAUACACCGCCAGGAAGCAGCUGCUGCGCGCAGCUCCUGGAGCAUCCCUAACCCAAGCAGCAGCAGCAGCAGGAGGAGCAGCAGCAACAGCAGCAGGCAGCAAAGACGAUCCUUAUGAUAUAGCAGUUGUGGGGUUAGGAGUAGGAGGGCAUGCAGCCUGUCUGCAUGCAAAAUCUUUGGGGCUUCGUGUUGCUGCUGUCAGUGGAGGAGACCCCGGGGGUACUUGUGUAAAUAGAGGGUGUAUCCCUAGCAAAGCUUUACUUGCUGCUGCGAGGAGAGCGCGCAUGCUGCAGCAGCAGCAGCUGCUGCAGCAGAUGGGUAUACACCUCGCACCAAACGCCGUUACAUUAGACCCCAAAGCUGCUGGACAAUAUGCACUCGGAGUCGCAGCCAAGGUGCGUAAGGGGUUGUUGGGAUCGCUAGCAGCCCACAAGAUCCCAGUGAUCGAUGCACGUGCAGUUGUAGAGGGUCCAGGUGUUCUAUCUCUGCACCCCACACCAACAUCACCUGCCGAUACACCGCAGACUCUGCAUGCGCGCAACAUUAUCUUGGCCCCGGGAUCGGUUCCCUUCGUUCCCCCUGGGAUCGAUGUGCCCCCACAGCCACACCCACAGCAACAGCAACAGCAGCAGCAGCAGCAGCAGGAGCAGCAGCACCAGAUAAUGACUAGCGACACCGCUGUGGGGCUCCCUACAAUGCCUUCUUAUGUCGCAAUUAUAGGUGCAGGGUAUAUUGGUUUAGAAUUUGCUGAGGUGUUUUCUUCUAUGGGAGCUGAGGUUGUGCUUAUAGAGGCUGGGGAUCGUCUCCUCCCGGGAGUCGAUCCCGAUAUAGCAGAAGCAGCAAAGCGUCUCCUCCUGCAGCGAGACCCAGAGAGACCUAUCAAGUUACACACCAACACCCUUGCUGCUGCAGUGAAGCGCAUGCAGCAGCAAACACCAGCGCCGCUGGAAAUACACCUCAAAGAUAGAGAGACAGCAGCAGAUAAAGGAGUACUUACACCCGAUGCAUGUCUUGUUGCUACUGGACGCAAACCUGCGACACAGGGCUUGGGUUUAGAGGCGCUAGGCGUUAAUCUACAAAGAGGUGGAUUCAUACCUGUUGAUAAAUGCAUGCGGGUGCUUCGACAUACAUCAAGCAGCAGGUCUCCUAGAGAGGCAUUUGAAGGUUCUGCUGCUCCUGCUGCUGCUGCUGGGGCUGCUGCUGCUGGGGCUGCUAAAGGAGAGGGGGGUGCAAGCGAAGGAGAAGUUAUAGAAGGGCUUUAUUGUAUUGGAGAUGCAAACGGUGUGCUGCAGCUAGCGCAUGCAGCUUCAGCUCAAGCAGCAACAGCAGUAGAGACAAUUGCAGGGAGACACCGUCCCUUUAACCCUCGGCUUAUUCCUGCUGCAUGCUUUACUAACCCUGAGAUAGCAUUUGUUGGCGGGGAUUUGCGUUUGGCGCUGUAUAGAGGCUCGUUCAGGUAUACGGAGCCUGAGGCUCGUGCAUUGAGUGAGCGUGAGGGUUUCUCUUUGGGUGUCUCUACAUCUUCAUUUAAAGCAAAUUCAAAAGCAUUAGCGGAGGGAGAGGCUGAGGGUUUAUGCAAAAUACUUUGGAGAAGAGACACCGGACAGUUGUUGGGCUGUCACAUCAUCGGUCCUCAUGCAGGAGACUUAAUGCAGCAGUGUGCAAAUGCAAUGGCUGCUGGGGUGUCUGUACACCAGCUCGCUACAUACACGCACACACACCCCACACUCAGCGAAACUGUUGAAGCUGCUUGGAAGCAUGCUGUAGGCUUCCUUUCUCACUAA